Entamoeba invadens IP1 is the source of this 9357-nucleotide messenger RNA. RefSeq names its product protein serine/threonine kinase, putative. The record is from RefSeq and is a predicted model, not a curated record. The transcript has a single exon. Bases 1 to 9357 code for a protein of 3118 amino acids. Gene Ontology annotation, biological process: protein phosphorylation. Lineage: Eukaryota; Evosea; Mastigamoebida; Endamoebidae. Gene Ontology annotation, molecular function: ATP binding; protein binding; protein kinase activity.
AUGUUGUUUUUUCUUGUCAUCCUCACGGCUGUUUUGUCAUUUGCAUCAACCGAGCCGUCAUUUUGCAUUGACCUAGACUUAGUGAUUCACUGCUAUUCGCUUUCAAAUUAUGCUAAGGUGUCUGACUUUUGUUUACACCAUUCACUGAGAUAUGAGAACCAAACACUCUUCAUUGGAUUACAAAAUCUGACUAAAUUAGAGUGUUCCGAGGUCACUUUUAUCAACAUCGAACUUGACGACUCAGUCGACUUCUUUGAAGUUUUUCUUCAAAACGCGACGGUCACUUUUCAGAGUAAAAACGUCCGUUAUGAAAAUGUCUCGCACAAAGUCUUUGUAUUUUCAGACGCGGUGACUGUCCCAUCAGAUUAUAGUUAUAUUUCUAUUAUUAAUAGUUCCAGCAAUACUAUUAAAUCAACACUAAAAGGCGCCGGGUGUACUGUAGCGAAUUGUUACUCAUGUUCAAGCAGUUCAUUAUCGACAUGUACUGCAUGUUAUUAUAAGUACUAUUUAGAAAACAAUAUCUGCAAGCUUUGCGGUGUUAUUAAUUGUUACCGGUGCACGUCCUCCACGACAUGCACUGAAUGUAUAUAUGGAUAUUACUUAUCAUCACUAACGUGUAAGAAGUGCACCACUUCAAAUUGUUACAGGUGUGAUAACUCCAACAUCUGCUUGGAAUGUCUGUACGGAUAUUACAAAGACUCCACUAACAAUUGUGUUCCAUGUUCAAGAACACUUUCUAGUUGUUAUCGUUGUUCUUCCUCUACAACGUGUGAUGUGUGUUACUAUGGAUCGUAUAUGAAUAAUGGAGUAUGCACAACUUGCCCUGUUAUUACCAACAAUUGUUAUUCGUGUAGUUCGGCAACGACGUGUUCGAGAUGCUAUUAUGGAUACUAUUUGACUUCAUCAACAAACACAUGCAACGCGUGUUCUUCGACAUUGUCGUAUUGUGACAGGUGUUAUAAUCAGACAACGUGUACUCAAUGUAAACCCGGCUAUUAUUUAUCGUCGGGGACAUGUUCCUCGUGCGGCGUAACAAAUUGUUACACAUGUCAAAGCUCGACAACAUGUAAAACGUGCUAUUCGGGAUAUUACAUUAACAACAACGUUUGUACGCCGUGCACAGAUACAAAUUGUAUGGUGUGCCCCACUGAAGAUCGGUGUUCCAAGUGUAAGUCGUAUCACUAUUCAAAGGAUGAUAAGUGCAUUAAAUGCGAUAGCACUAUAUCUUAUUGCAAUGAUUGUUACUAUAAUGAAAUUAGCUCAAAAGCAAUUUGCACAACUUGUAAAAGAGGGACGUAUAUAAGUAACGGCAUUUGCUUGAAUUGUACUUCACUUGUGGGGUGCUCUGACUGUUUAAUAAGUGGUCCCACGUGCACUGUUUGUAAGGGAGGGUAUUAUCUAUCUAAUGAAAAGUGCAAUGUAUGCAGCACUGGAUGCACAACAUGUACAUCAAAUACGGCGUGCUCUAAAUGUGCAGCGGGAUAUUAUCUGGAUGGGACGUCAUGUACAAUUUGUUCACCAACAUGUGCAAAGUGCAAUUCGGUGAGUGGAGUUUGCACAAGUUGUGCGACUGGCUUGGUGUAUGACUCACCGAAAUCUAAAGUGUGUGUGACUUGUACAACUUUUGACGCACAUUGUACUUCAUGUCCAACAGAGAGCAGAGUGUGUGCACAAUGUGCGACGAACUAUUACCCAAAAGGAGGCGUUUGUGCGCAAUGCUCAACGACUUGUCUCACCAAUAAUUGUAGUACAACCACUGGGAUAUGCUUACACUGUUCCUCUGGAUAUGUCCCAUACACUUCAAAUUCCGUUUCAUGUGAAUUGUGCAGCACUUUUAAUUCAUAUUGCCAGACGUGUUCACAAACAGAAAGGAAGUGUGUGGCGUGUAAAAGUGGAUCAUACCUUUCUGGGACUAGUUGUGUAACUUGUCAUUCAACGUGCGCAUCUACUUGCAGCACUACAACUGGAAUAUGCUUUUCGUGUAUCUCAGGCUACGUGCUCUCUUCAACUUCUUCAAAUCAAUGCGAGUUGUGCGAAUCGUUUGAUGCAAAUUGCUUGACGUGUGCGUCUGAUUCUUCUAGGAAGUGUAUUGCAUGUAAGACAGAUUAUUACAUCAACAGUGCAUAUACAUGCACACACUGCGACUCUUCGUGCUCUUCUUGUGAGCCAAAUGGCGGCAUUUGCAAAGUCUGUAAAGCCGAUUUUGUCAUGAAAAACCCGCCGGGGAUAGCGUGCACAGGAUGUUCUGAUUUAGACCCAAACUGUCUGAAAUGUGCGGCGGAUUCCUCGGGGUCUUGUAUCACAUGUAAAGGGGGAUAUUACCCUUCAAAAACGACUGGUAAUUGCAUUCCAUGUGAUUUAACAUGCAAAAGUGAUGCGUGCAAUGCGAUGACUGGGAUAUGCACUUCAUGUCAGAGCAAUUAUGUGUUUAAAAGUAACAAGGACGUGUCUUGUGAUUCGUGCAACACUUUUGAUGCACAUUGCUCGACAUGUGCGUCUGAUUUUAGUCGGAAGUGCAUCGUAUGUCGCUCAAAUUACUAUCCAGUGUACUCCUCAUCCACUCUUGAGACAACGUGUAAAGCGUGUGAUUUAACAUGUAAUGGAAAUUGUGACACAACAAAUGGUGUCUGUCGUUCGUGUAUAUCAAAUUAUGUGUUCAUUGCAGGUGGAGGAGGUACGUCUUGUGAAAAGUGCUCUUCUUUUGAUGCAAAUUGCUUAACUUGCUCAACGACUUUUAAUCGAAUUUGUACGACUUGUAAUAUCGGAUAUUACCCGUCACCCAAUACCGGGGCGUGCAUGACUUGUAGUGCAACCUGUCAAACUAACACGUGUAAUACAAGCACAGGGAAGUGCGAUAAAUGUGCAACAAAUUACGUGGUGACGUCCCCUCUUUCUACGGCGUGUAUGACGUGCAAAUCAUUUGACUCGAAUUGUAAAACGUGUUCGAGUACUUUUGAGAGGAAAUGCGUCCAAUGUGAGUCGGGGUAUUACCCUACAAGUAAUGGAUUGUGUACUCAUUGCUCGACGAAUUGCUCUUCGUGUAACCCCACGACUGGGAUUUGUGAACUUUGUAAUUCAAAUUACGUCUUUGAAGACCCCAAAUCAGUGAAUUGCACGUCUUGUAGUGAUUUUGAUAAAAAUUGCAAGACGUGUGAUUCUGCAUCGAAUAGAAAGUGUUCAAUUUGCACUUCCAAUUACUUCAAGACGACUUCUGGCGACUUCAAAUGUCGGAAAUGCGACGAUUCCUGUGGAGGAAGUUGCGAUGGCGCCACCGGCUAUUGCACCAGUUGUCUGAGUAACUUUGUUUUUAAUGCACAAAACCGGUCCAAAUGCGAUCCAUGUUAUGUGGCUAUUGCUAAUUGUUCUGCGUGUGCUUUGGACCACUCCAGAAUAUGCAAAACGUGUAGUUAUGGAUCUUACCCGUCACCCAUUGACGGGUUAUCUUGUGUGUUGUGCGAUCAAACGUGCCAAGCCACUUAUUGUGAUACCACAAAUGGCACGUGUAUUCGCUGUAAGAGUGAUUAUGUUUAUAAAAAUCCCCAUACGUACUCAUGUGAAUUGUGUUCCGUCUUUGAUCCGAACUGUCUUGUAUGUUCUAGUGUGUCUCAAAGGAAAUGUUAUGAGUGCAAAACUAAUUAUGCCCCAGUGUAUGCGGCUUCGGGCGAUUUGAAGUGCUCGCAAUGCGACGCGACGUGUGGUGGAAAUUGUAAUACGACGAAUGGACAGUGCGAGAGGUGUUUGGAGAACUACAUACCAACAGAACCAAUUUCUAAAGUGUGUGAGAGCUGUUCAACGGUGUUCCCGAAUUGUGUCAAGUGCCCAAUUGAUGAGAGAAAGUGCUUACAAUGCUCUGUGGGGUAUUAUCCGGAAGACUCCACUUCAGUAUGCAAAAGUUGUGACCAAACGUGUAACUCCCAGUGCGACUCGAUCACAGGGAAUUGUAACGAGUGUUUGACCAAUUACGUGUUUACUAGUCCGAAGUCCAGAGUGUGUGUAAAAUGCUCAGAAAUUGAUAUUCACUGCAAAAUGUGUUCACGGGAUUAUGCAAGAAAGUGUUAUGAAUGUAAUGAAGGGUAUUACCCACAUCCAGAGAGCGGAAUUUGUCAGUCUUGUGGUGCCAAUUGUGUCAAAUGUAAUCCUCUCAAUGGCAACUGCAUUUCGUGUAGUACAAAUGCAGUGAUUUCUGCAAGUGAUUUGAAAGUGUGUGAAUUGUGCUCGACAUAUGAUGCAAAUUGUAUGACGUGUUCAUCGACAUUUGAAAGAAAGUGCAUUGCGUGCAAACCAAAUUAUUAUCCAAAUGCGUCUGGAAAGUGCGGAGUCUGCUCGACGACAUGUGGCGGACAAUGUGAUACUAAAAAUGGGGUGUGCACUGCAUGUGAAUCAAAUAAAGUGUUUACCGAAAUACCAUCGACUCAAUGUGUAGCUUGUAAUACCUUUGACACUAAUUGUGUGACAUGUGCAGCGUCUUUUGAACGAAAAUGUGUGACGUGUAUGACUGGGAAAUACCCCAAAUUAGAUGGGAAGUGUUAUGAAUGUGAUUUGACAUGUAAUGCAAAGUGCAACACACAAACUGGACAGUGCACUGCAUGUAAAGAAAAUUACGUUUUUAAUACAAAUAAUAAACUGAUUUGUACGGCGUGUGCGGAAGCUAUUAGUAACUGCCAGACGUGUGCAAGUGACUAUUCUAAGACGUGUGUGGGGUGUAAAAGUGGAUACCAUUUAGUGUCCAAUACAUGUGUAUUGUGUAACAGUACAUGUAAUGGAAAUUGUGAUGGGUUAACGGGGAAGUGUCUUUCGUGCUCGUCCAAUUCGGUGUUUUCUGAAGACAAAAUGAGUUGUGUUGAGUGCAACACAUUUAAUUCCGACUGUGUUCAAUGUUCUCCAACAUAUGAGAGAAAGUGUAUAACGUGUACUAAUGGGAUGUAUGCCAAAGAUGGCGUUUGUGUGUCUUGUCCGACCACUUGUAUCAACUGUGAUGGGUCCAAUGGGGAGUGUAUUGAGUGUCAAUCCAACUACGUCAAACCAUCUGAAGGGGGUCAAGGGUGUGAGGCGUGUUCUUCAUUUGAUCCCAACUGUGUCACUUGUGCAUCCAAUGCUGAAAGAAAGUGUUCUGUUUGCACUUCCAAUUACUUCAAAACGACUUCAGGCGACUUCAAAUGUCGAAAAUGCGACGAUUCUUGCGGAGGAAGUUGUGAUGGAAACAAUGGAAAUUGUCUCAAAUGUGCUUCCAAUUACGUCUUAAAAGAAACAGCAAGUCCAACAUGUGAAGCGUGUCGAACCUUUGACACUCACUGUAAGACGUGUGAUUCUAAAUUUGUAAGAAAGUGUCAAAUAUGUGACUUGGGGUUUUACCCUUCUAAAACAACCGGGAAAUGCAUCUCGUGUGAUUUAUCAUGUUCUUCGACAUCGUGUAAUACUUCCAGUGGUAUUUGUUCAACGUGUGCUUCAAAUUACGUGUUUAAGAAUCCGAAAGAAAUUGCAUGUGAAAGUUGUACAUCUUUUGAUGCAAAUUGUGCGACUUGUGCGACUGAUUAUAGUCGGAAGUGCAUUCAAUGUCGCUCAAAUUACUAUCCCAAAACAGUGGGUGAUUUUAGAUGUCAACAGUGCGAUAGCACAUGUGGAGGAAAUUGUAACACUGUAAAUGGCUACUGUUUGUCGUGUCAAAGUGGAUAUGUGCCGACUCUGAGCGACCCACUGAAGUGCGAAAGUUGUCAACUUUUUGAUAGCAAUUGCGAAGAGUGUAUACCAAACAAACGACAGUGUAAGAUAUGUAAGCGUGGGAUGUACCCUGACGAGACGAGUAAAAAGUGUGUGAAUUGUGAUUCUUCGUGUGAUUCAAUGUGUUCCACAACUUCAGGAGUGUGCGAAGGGUGUAAGUCCAAUUUUGUGUUUAACGACCCGAAGACCAAAACAUGUCAAAAUUGCUCUUCAUUUGAUGCAAAUUGUGAGACGUGUUCAGAGACUUUUUCAAGGACUUGUAUCAAAUGCAUAAGCGGAUUUUAUCCCAAUAAAGUCACGGGAAUCUGCAAUGGAUGCGACUCAGUCGCUCCAAAUUGUUAUAAAUGUCUGACAACGGAGAAUAAGUGUACACAAUGUUUUGAUCCCUUUAUACUCAAGUCGGGGACAUGUUCUUUGUGUCCAACUGGGCAAUACAAAAAGGAUGAAAUGACAUGUGAAAGUUGUUAUUCAAAACUUGUGAAUUGUUUGGAGUGUACAACACCUGCUUCUGGGAGUGCGAAGUGCACCAAAUGCUAUGCGCCAUAUAUCCCAGACGAAAAUGGGAAUUGCCGGGCAUGUGUUGAAAAGACGGAGACGUACUUCUAUGAUGAAAUCAAUAAGAUUGGGACAUGUAAGAAGAAUGAGGAGGGGUGUUCCAUCCAAGUCGAUAAGAAGUGUAUGAAGUGUAAUGCAACUGCCUUUGUUUCGAACGGCGACUGCGUGUCGACAAAACAGUGUCAAGCGCCUUCGAUAAAAACACAGAGCUCGUGUGACUGCGCUGACCAAAUUUCUAUAAAUAGUGAUUGUGCAACAAGAAGUGACCACUGCAAAUAUCAAAAGACGAAUAAGGGAGUUGUUAGUUGCAUUAAUUGUGAUGAUAAUUACACAGUGUUAGAUGGAAACUGUGUUUCCAAUAACAACGACAAUUUGAAUAGAAACGGCAUCAUUUUUGGCUGUCAAAGUGGUGAAUUUUUAAAUACAGAAAACGUGUGUUCUUCAUGUGACUUGGAGACGUCAUGUAUUUUAUAUAAAAAUGAAAUCAAAAAGCUUUCGUGUGGUCAAAAUGAGAUCUUAGACAUCUCAACGGCGACGUGUGUGACCGACGAAAAGUGCAGUGAAACCCUCACAAGUGGGUGUGUCAAAUGUGCAGAAAAGUCCAAUCAAAUCUCAGAAGGACGAUGUGAGAAGUGUCUGAUAGAACAUUGCGACAUCUGCCAUGGAACGAAUUGCUCAAGAUGUGAGAGCGGCUUCUUAUUAACAAACAGCAAAUUGUGUUCCCAAGCGAACGAAGUUAAUUGCAUGAGAACUUCUGCAACAUCGUGUGUGGAGUGUGGAGAAGGGUACUUUGUGAGUGAUGAUAAGAGCGAAGAAGGCAACUACGAAUUUUGUUCGUCGAACAUUAAAAAGACUGAGAACUGCAAGUUUUACUCUUCGAAGAGAUCGAAAUGCUUGGAGUGCUUUAAUGUGUUCCAAAUGAAAGACGGGAAGUGUGCGGAGAAAUUUGAAGAGUCUCUAAAAACAUUUAAUAAAACGACUUCUAAAUAUAAUAAGUAUAAUAUAAAUAACAAGUCCAUUAAAAAAUUAGAGAUCCCUCAAAAAGUGGGUACUGAAGAAGAUGGUUGUAUAUAUAGAACUAAUAAGGGAUGUCAACACUGUCAAGAUGGAUAUUACAAAAAUAACGAAAAUUGUCUUCCAUGUGAGAAUGAAUGCAAGACAUGUUAUAACACUACAUAUUGUACUUCAUGCACGUCCGACUUCUAUUUAGACUCGAAUGGCGUCUGUCAAACGCGUGGAGAUUUCAACAAGAUUUGUAAUGUAAGUCUACCAUUGAGUAAAGGGUGUGCGAUAUGUAAUAAUGGAUAUUAUAGGGAAGGCACUGAAUGUCUUACAUGUGACGUUUCUUGUGAACUUUGCACCAACAGAGAUGGGUGUCUGACAUGUGCGGAUGGCUAUUUCUUAAUAUCAAGUGAGAGCAAAUUGUGUCAACUGAACACGACGAUAUUGAAUUGUGAGAAGGUGAAUGUCUAUGGGUGCGAGAAGUGUAUUUCGGGGUAUUAUUUAACGAAUGGGCGUUGUUCCCAAUGUAGUGAGAAUUGCACUUCCUGUCAAAGUUACGAGUUUUGUGAUGGAUGUGACACGCCCAAUUACGUUCUAGUGAACUUUAAGUGUCUUUUCUAUUCAAAAGUGGAUAACUGUAUUUCUGCGGAGGAUUCUAAAUGUAUAAAAUGCACAGGAAAUAACAAGCCAACAACUUCUGGGGAUUCUUGUCUUGCAACGAUGAACUAUGGAGUUGUUGUGGGAGUCCCAAUAUCAGUGGUAUUACUCUUAGUACUUUUAAUAGUAUGUGUGAUAGUAACAAUACUAUACAUAUUGAUGAAACGGAAAGAAAAGGUGAAGAUGGAGAAUGUCUGUGUGUUCCGUAUGAGUCGCUCCAAUAUCCAAAUGACGCGCAUUUCUGAUGUUCUUUUAACGAACAAAAAUGUGCUGAAAUUUGAUUUGGAGAGCGACAAUUUAAUUCCAGUGGACGAAGAGACCAGAGACCUCAUCUGCAUUGGGAACGGCACCAAACACGUUCUGAAGGUGCAAUUUUCUGUGAUGGAUGGGUGCGACUUCUAUGAGAUCCGCACGGUCCCAUCUUUAGUGACAUUGAAGAAAGAUGAGGCGUGUGAGUUUGAGAUAUUCAUUAAACCUCUUUGUUCUGGGAAUAUUUCAGAGGCAUUUACAGUGACUGCUUUAAAUAUAGAAACUGGCAAAAUGUAUGUAGAUAAGAUGAAGAUGGAGGUGGAUACAGAGCAGUCGACGAAAUUGAAUUAUCGGGAGUUAAUAGAAGAGUCCAAACUUGGAGAAGGAUCGUUUGGUAUAGUAUACAGAGGGAAGUUCAGAGGACAUGAAGUGGCUAUUAAGAAGAUGAAAGAGAUGGGAGAUGGAGAUACUGGGCUGAUGCUAGACGAGUUUAAUAACGAAGUUUCAAUGUUGAAUAAGUUUAGGAGUGAGUAUAUCGUUCACUUCUAUGGAGCUGUAUUUAUACCGAGUAAGAUAUGUAUGGUCACUGAAUUUGCACAAUAUGGAAGUCUACAAGACUUGAUGAAACAUAAGAAGGAGAGUGCAAUUAAUAUAAAAAUGAAGACUAAAAUACUGUUGGAUGCAACGAAGGGAAUUGUCUAUUUACACGAGAAUGGGAUAUUACAUAGAGACAUUAAACCAGACAAUAUACUCAUUUUUACACUGGAAUUUGACGCGAAAGUGAACGGGAAAUUGACUGAUUUUGGGAGUAGCAGAAAUAUUAAUAUGAUGAUGACUAAUAUGACAUUCACUAAAGGGAUUGGAACACCAGCAUAUAUGCCGCCAGAAGUUCUGAAACAAGAAAAAUAUAAAAAGUCUGCAGAUGUCUACGCGUUUGCUAUUACUAUGUAUGAGGUCUUUGGCUGGAAAGAAGCGUUUGGAAAAGAAACAUUUAGAUACCCGUGGAAGAUAGCUGAGUUUGUUACAAGUGGAAAACAUUUGGAAAAGAAGGAAAAUAUGACGAAAGAACAAUAUGAGUUAAUUGAUAAGUGCUGGAAGACAAGAGAAAGUGAAAGAAUUGAAGCUACAGAGAUCGUCACCGGACUUACUACACUUUUUAACUCAAAUUUGAUUUAA